Molecule: messenger RNA, 1845 nt
Organism: Megalops cyprinoides (Indo-Pacific tarpon)
Lineage: Eukaryota; Metazoa; Chordata; Actinopteri; Elopiformes; Megalopidae
Product: 4-aminobutyrate aminotransferase, mitochondrial-like
Exons: 16
Coding region: 112-1608 (498 amino acids)
Biological process (GO): GABA catabolic process
Cellular component (GO): mitochondrion
Molecular function (GO): pyridoxal phosphate binding
Source: RefSeq, a predicted model, not a curated record
UGCAAGCUGUUCUGCAUUCUGUUACCUCUUGAGGUUAGGGCACCGGUGAUCAAGUGACCUAAUUGGUUCCCUUUAACUCAGACAGAUCACAUUUCAACACGGCACGAAAGCAUGGCCUCCAACCUGCUUAGCCGAACCCUGUCCUUACAGCACAGCUUGCGUCUCUCUGCCUUAGGAUACAGAUAUGUUACCCAAGCAGCAACAAAUAGCGUUGAAGAGUUUGAAUACGAUGGUCCGUCAAUGAAAACAGAAGUUCCGGGCCCAAAAUCCAGGGAGCUAACAAAACAGCUGGGACAGAUUCAGAAUGUUACUGCGCUGAAUUUCUUCUGUGAUUAUGAAGCGAGCCGAGGGAACUAUCUUGUGGACGCGGAUGGCAAUCGCAUGCUGGAUGUGUACACCCAGAUCGCCUCCAUCCCCAUAGGAUACAAUCAUCCAGCCCUUCUGAAUGUCAUGGUAAAUCGUCACAAUCUGAGUGCAUUCGUAAACCGACCAGCUCUUGGAAUGUUACCACCCAAGAACUUUCCUGAAAAGCUGGCUGAAGGCCUCCUUUCAGUGGCCCCCAGAGGAAUGAGUCGGGUGCAGACAAUGGCUUGUGGUUCCUGCUCCAACGAGAAUGCUUACAAAGCCAUAUUCAUUUGGUACAGAAGCAAACAGAGGGGACACAAAGAACCAACAUCAGAGGAGUUGAGAUCAUCUGUGGUCAAUCAGGUACCCGGGUGUCCUGACUUGAGCAUUCUGUCCUUCAUGGGUGGUUUUCAUGGGAGAACUCUUGGUUGCCUGGCUACAACACACACAAAGGCUAUCCAGAAGCUGGACGUGCCCUCCUUUGACUGGCCCAUUGCCCCUUUCCCCAAACUGCGGUACCCUCUGGAAGAGUUUGUGCGUGAAAAUGCGCAGGAAGAAGCUCGCUGUCUGGAGGAGGUUGAGGAUCUCAUUGUUAAAUGGGGGCAGAAGGGCAGACCAGUUGCUGGUAUUGUGAUUGAGCCCAUACAGGCUGAAGGAGGAGACAACCAUGCAUCUUUUGAUUUCUACAGGAAGUUAAGAGAAAUUGCACGAAAACAUGGAUGUGCUUUCCAUGUGGAUGAGGUGCAGACAGGGGGUGGUGCCACCGGGAAGUUCUGGGCCCAUGAGCACUGGGGUUUAGAUGACCCUGCUGACAUUGUCUCCUUCAGCAAGAAGAUGUUGACAGGUGGCUACUACCACAAGGAUGACCUCAUGCCUGACAAGCCAUUUAGAAUCUUCAACACAUGGAUGGGGGAUCAAACCAAAAACCUGUUCUUGGUUGAGGUGCUGAAUGUAAUAAAGACUGAGAGGCUGCUGGAACAAGUGCAGCGCUCUGGACACAUCAUGCUGCAAGGUCUAUACGAGCUGCAGGCUCAUUACCCCCACCUCCUAAGUGCUGCAAGGGGGCUAGGUACCUUCUGUGCCAUUGAUGUCAAAGAUGAAGCCACACGCAAUAGCCUUAUCCUCAAGGCAAGAAACAAAGGUGUGGUCUUGGGUGGCUGUGGAGAAAGGUCAAUCAGAUUUCGCCCUGCUUUGGUUUUCAAGGAGCAUCAUGCCCAUCUCUUUCUCAACAUCUUCAACGAUGCCCUGGCCGAGUUCAAAUAAGAGCAAGGAGAUGCCGUUACCAUUUCACAAAUUUGUCGACCAGUUAUUUCUCUUUUUCUGUGACAACUUUUUCCCCUAAAACAUAUGUCAUUUUUAAAAACCCACAUACCAUAUAAGCAGUAAAGCAGUGGAGCCAUAUCAAAUGCUGUUAUGAUGUGCAACAGGAUUGUGGUUAAUUUAACACAGUACCUACACACUUCUCAUAAACUGCUUUACAUAAGCACUUCACUUCUCUAA